Miscanthus lutarioriparius is the source of this 246-nucleotide messenger RNA. NCBI's taxonomy places the organism in Eukaryota, Viridiplantae, Streptophyta, Magnoliopsida, Poales, Poaceae. The record is from the annotation of a GenBank genome assembly.
AUGGCGACAUCGCGGCUGGUCGCGGCCGUGGUCGAGCGGCAGUGCUCGCAUGCUCAGAGCCCGGAGGCAGGAUGGGGCGGGGCGCCGCGGUUCUCGGCUUCUUGCAUGCACAGAGAAGGCGGCGAUGCGAGCACAAGGGAUUGUUGCACAUUGACAGUCAGCAAUAGUGUCGAAGGAUCACAAGAUAAGGUGCUCAACGUUAUGAUGGCAAUGACUAUAAAACCAAUGUUUAUGGUUAGAUAUUAG